AAAAACAUUAGAAUUUAGUGUUAUGUACGUCAGUUUGAGAAAAUCUCACCAACACCCACAAAACAAAAAUGAAUCUAUGGAAAAUAUUUUUCAACUCAAAGAGCUCCGAUAUUUCUACCAAUUGUGAGCCCACUCAUGAAGUGAACUUAGCUGUGAAAUGGGUCGAUAGUUGUGAAGCUUGUUUGGAAGAUGGUAGUAAUGAUCAUGAGGUGCAGUUCCAAAAUGAAACAGAUCCGCAUGCAAGUGAUGCCAAAAGUUCUUUUCUUCAUUCCGUCGCUAAUAUGAUCGGAAUGCUCAUAGGUCUUGGCCAAUUAUCGACAUCAUAUGGACUAGAAAAUGGAGGGUGGAUUUCAUCAUUUCUACUUGUAGCCCUUGGAAUUGCAUGCGCAUACUCCUCCCACCUACUCGGAAAGUGCCUCGAAAACAACAGGAAAGCAAGAAACUACACCGAUAUAGGCCACCAUGCGUUCGGGAGCCAUGGAAGAGCAAUUACAGCUGCGUUCAUCUACUUGGAGAUCUUCAUGGCACUUGUUUCCUACACGAUAUCAUUGCAUGAUAACUUGAAAAUGGUCUUCCUUGGAACAAAUAUCCGGUUCUCAUGGGCUCAACACGUGUCGACAUCUCAGGUUCUUACUGUAUUUGCGGUGUUGGUGGCACUUCCUAGCCUCUGGCUGAGAGAUCUUGCAUCCAUUUCGUUCCUCUCUAUUAGUGGCAUCAUCAUGUCGCUAAUGAUCUUUGUGACAGUAGCAUGCACCGCAGUGUUUGGAGGUGUCACCGCCAAUCACACGAUCCCUGCUCUCCGGCUAAAGAACAUACCUCACAUCUCCGGCCUUUACAUGUUCAGUUUGGCUGGCCAUAUUGUCUUCCCUGAUAUACACAGGGCCAUGAAAGACCCCUCCAAGUUCACCAAGGUAUCGAUUGUAAGCUUCACGUUUGUGACCUUGCUAUAUGCAUCUUUAGCGUUCAUGGGUGCCAAACUAUUUGGACCAGAAGUAAAUCCCCAAAUUACCCUCAGCAUGCCUCGAGGCCUUGUGUUCACUAAGAUCGCACUAUGGGCUACGGUUUUGACACCAAUGACAAAAUACGCACUCGAAUUUACACCCAUUGCAAUAGAAAUUGAACACCGCUUCCUAUACUCUAUGACGUCUCGAACCAAGAUGAUUGUAAGGGGGACAAUUGGCUCAAUUUUGUUACUAAUCAUACUUGUCUUAGCCCUAUCAGUGCCAUACUUCCAGUAUGUCCUAGGCCUUACAGGUUCCAUGGUUAGCACUGCAAUUGCACUCGUUUUCCCAUCGGUAUUCUAUAUCAAGAUCUUUUGGAACAAGAUAUCGAAGCCCAUUUUGGCUCUUAAUGUGUUCCUAAUCGCAAUCGGUUGCCUUCUUGCAGUCUUUGGCUCCAUCUCGUCUAUGAAAUUGCUUGUGGAAUGUUUUUUCCGGGUCCACUCGGCUUCUUAAAGGAAUUUAUUAAUAGUAUGCUUUUGUGAUCAUUAUUUGACAUUUUAGAUACGUGAACUUAAUUUUUUUCUUCAAAAGAUAAGACCCUGAUCAACAUGUAUAGAGGUGGAUUGUACCAUGAAUCCAUGAUCAGUGUAUGGGAGCAGUAAGUGUUAGAGUAUAUACGUGUAUUAAUUGUAUAACUCAUUUUGUAUAUGGCCUAUAUUAUCCCUACAUGUACAUCUUGUUAGUACCAUGUAAUUUCCCUAUAUAUUUGUAUUAAGCGAAUGC
Messenger RNA from Lactuca sativa (garden lettuce), 1724 nucleotides. Its product is annotated as amino acid transporter AVT1H. Lineage: Eukaryota; Viridiplantae; Streptophyta; Magnoliopsida; Asterales; Asteraceae. Gene Ontology annotation, biological process: amino acid transmembrane transport. The record is from RefSeq and is a predicted model, not a curated record. Gene Ontology annotation, cellular component: vacuolar membrane. Gene Ontology annotation, molecular function: L-amino acid transmembrane transporter activity.